Messenger RNA from Lasiodiplodia theobromae, 1041 nucleotides. RefSeq names its product Homeobox domain-containing protein. Bases 1 to 1041 code for a protein of 346 amino acids. The record is from RefSeq and is a predicted model, not a curated record. NCBI's taxonomy places the organism in Eukaryota, Fungi, Ascomycota, Dothideomycetes, Botryosphaeriales, Botryosphaeriaceae. The transcript is spliced from 2 exons. Gene Ontology annotation, molecular function: DNA binding.
AUGAACCUGAUCUCACGCUUCUUGAACCCACACCAAGAGAGCUACAGCCGCGCUCUGGGCGCCAACAUCUUUGAGCCGCGGCCGUCGGAUGCUCCACGCAGCAGCCUGGAGGAAUUCCUGGCCGAAGCGGCCGAGUGUGUGAACAGCGCUGCCGGCUUUGUGCCAGAGCCGAAAUUCGCAAGAAUGGUGGAGGCGCCUUCUUCCCCACUUAUCACGCCCCUGGCCACCACCCUUUCCCUCCCGCCGACGCCUGAGUCGAUGGCGUCGCGCCCAGCCUCGUCCACCUCCAAGCCCGGCUUUGUCAAGCAGCAUGCUCUGCCGAAUAUAGGCACCUGGAAGAGCACUACCCACUGUGCCCUCUCCACCGACAGCACUCCGUCCUCGCCAGACAAGAGUCUUGGCAGUCGAUCGGAGCGCAAACGUCAUUCUGAUUGCCAGGAUGACAAGGAGCUCCUCUCCGACUACUACGAGAACCUUGCCAACCUGCAUGACAAGGAAGAGAGCAUAAACAAUCUCGACGUCGACAUGAGGGGCAUGCAAGUUAUGCAGAAAACCCGAGCUUUGCUGGGCCAGCAACCGCUGUCCAUUGAUCUUCAACUGUGGGACCACCACCGCCAAUCACUCGAUGAUCAACUGGGCAGCCUCCAGCGUCGAAACGAGAUCCUUCGAUCACAGUGCAUCAAGCGGGGUCUUCUCCUGCUCCCGAAUCCUUCCGCCUUCAAGAGAAGCGCUUCUGUAUCAACAGGCCAAGACAGUGGCAGAGUCCUGCCCGAGCCUGGUGUGCUCCUCACAAACAGGCAUCGAUCCACCACCCUGCCUGCUGCUGUUGUAGAGCAAGCCGUGUCCAACCAUCGUUCCGACAGGAAAAGGAUCCCUCGCCCAGCAAAAGCUAUCCUCGAAUAUCAUUACACCUUGACUCCGCAUCCGUCUGACGCCGAGCUAGAAACCCUUGCUCUGAAGACGGCAUUGCCAUUGAGGAAAGUCAAGACCUGGUUCAUCACCAAACGGGGCAUCUGCCAGGAGAGCAAUGCUUCAACCUGA